Molecule: messenger RNA, 2496 nt
Organism: Epithele typhae
Lineage: Eukaryota; Fungi; Basidiomycota; Agaricomycetes; Polyporales; Epitheliaceae
Product: Sodium/hydrogen exchanger family-domain-containing protein
Exons: 10
Coding region: 1-2496 (831 amino acids)
Biological process (GO): regulation of membrane potential; intracellular potassium ion homeostasis; proton export across plasma membrane
Cellular component (GO): plasma membrane
Molecular function (GO): sodium:proton antiporter activity
Source: RefSeq, a predicted model, not a curated record
AUGCGCUUCCAUCCCUUCGAGGUGUCGACACCCCAUGUCGUGUAUGCGGCAUUGGGUGGGUUUGUCGUCUUGUUCGGCAUGUUCUCGCUCUUCAUUCGUGAAAAGCUCUACAUCGGCGAAGCCAUCUGGGCCUUCCUUUUUGGAGUCGUCAUUGGUCCAUACGGCGCCAAUAUCUUCGACCCAAGAGCCUGGAGCGGCGGCAAUGUCGAGGUCUCUAACACCAUAACCCUCGAGGUCACUCGCGUCAUCCUCGCCAUCGGAGUCUUCGCCAUUGGGGUCGAGCUGCCGAAAGCAUACAUGCAGCGGCACUGGAAGAGUCUCUUGUUUCUACUAGGUCCUGUCAUGACAUGGGGGUGGUUUGUUUCAGGAGGCUUGAUUUAUGCCCUCAUCCCUGGCCUCAACUUCCUGUCGUCCUCGUCGUUGCUGCAUGCCUCACGCCCACGGACCCUAUCCUCGCAGCAGCAGUCGUUGGAGGCAAAGAGUGGUUGCAACGACGGGGCCGCGUUCCCGUUUUUGUACAUCGCCCUUUACCUCACCAUCGACUCUAGUACGCGCCAGGCCAUUACUGACUGGUUCCUCAUCCUUUGGUUAUACGAAGUUAUUGUAGGCUGCACCUUCGGAGCGCUGCUCGGCUUCGGCUUCCGACACCUCAUGAAGUUCUGCGAGCGCAAGGACCUCAUUGACCGGCAGUCGUACGUCGCGCAAUAUGUCUCCCUCGCCAUGCUCACCAUCGGCGCCACCACACUGCUCGGUUCCGACGAUCUACUCGCGGCCUUCUGCUGUGGUACGGCAUUCGCUUGGGAUGGCUUCUUCAACAAGCAGACGGAGGAGUCGGUGUUCUCGUCCGUCAUCGAUCUGCUCUUCAAUGUCGCAGCAUUCGUCUUCGUCGGCGCUUGGAUGCCGUUCAAUGACUUCGCCAACGCCGAACUCACACUCUCCGUGUGGCGCCUGCUAGUUAUCGGCAUCCUCACCAUGAUCCUCCGCCGCCUGCCCAUUGUUAUCGCGCUUUACAGGUGGAUCCCGGACAUCAAGACCUUUCGUGAAGCCAUCUUCAGCGGCCACUUUGGUCCCAUGGGAAUCGGCGCCAUCUUCAUCUCCACCCUCGCCGCGCAGGAGCUCCCCGAGGCCGAGAGCCCGCCGCAGGGCCAGCAGCAGAUGCUCGCGGCGACCAUCCAGCCCAUCGUCGCCUUCAUGGUCCUCAUCUCCAUCGCCGUGCACGGGCUCUCGAUCCCCUUCUUCACCUUCGGCCGCCGCGUGCACUCCGUCUCCCGCACCUGGUCCCGGCACGACACCGCGGGCACGCUCGGCUCCCGCCGCCGCUCCGUCCUCCCCGAGUGGGCGACGCAGAUCACCCACGUGCGCGAGGGCGAGGCCAUCGUCAUCAACCGCGACCAGGACCAGCAGGAGAGCCUGACGCCGGCGGGCUCGCAGGUCGAGAAGGGCACGAGCUCGUCGCCCGCGGCGUCGGAGGACCUCACGGAGCGCGGCGAGGCGCGCGCGCGCGCGCAGACGCCGCCGGACGGGGAGGAGAAGGUCUUGGAGUGGAACGAAGGCCCGCACCGGGUGAUCGAGAGGCGCGCGGGCCCGGGAGCUGAGGUCGAAGUCGAGGUGCAGCGCAACGUGAACGGCGGGGAGCCCGUCGUCGAGAUCACGCGCGUCGCGGAGGACGGCGCGGCGAAGUUCCUCGCCGACGUCCGCGAGCGCCUCCGGCACGCGCCCGCCGACGUCGAACACGCGGUCGAACACGCGGUGGACGCCGCGACGCGCGUCGUGAGCCCCACGCAUUCGGCGCGGUCGCCCCCGCCCCCGCCGGGCGACGAGGACGACGAGGGGUGGAUGUCGGACCAGAGCGCGAGCGGUGCGCCUCCGCGCGCCAGCCCGAAGGACAGCAGCAGCCGGUCGAAGAGCCCGAAGGGCCACGCGAAGCCCAAGGGCGCGAAGCAGAAGAGCAUCGUCGCCGGCCUCGGCACGCGCAAGCCCCGGCGCCGGAGCGUCAUCGGCGCGCGGCCGACGUCGCACCACGAGUUGCGGCCGACCACGCACCACGAGCCACCGUCGCGGAAGGGGACGUGGACAGGGACGGGGACGACGACGGGGACGAGCAGCCCGGAGCAGCUGCCGUCGGGCGCACGGACGCCCGCGGAGGACGACGCGCGGGGGCGCAGCGCCGCGACCCGCGACGGGUCGGGCACCGCGACGCCGCGGCACCUCAAGCUCGCGCACCGGCGGAUCGACUCGAUCCGCUCGCAGGCCCCGAGCCGCGAGAUGUCGCCCGCGCGCUCGGUCAGGUUCGCGGACGAGGGGAGCGGCUACGGCGGGGGCGGGAGCGGGACGACGACCCCGAAGCUGGUGUCGCCGAUGAGCCCCGCGUCGGGGACGUUCUCCGCGGCGGGGGCGGACCGGGACAGCCCGGGAGAGGGCGGGGACGAGGACUCGCCGCGGGACCGGGUGCGCUUCAGCCUGCCUUCACCGCCGUCGGAGCACAGGCACGCGUGA